Molecule: messenger RNA, 2356 nt
Organism: Sinocyclocheilus grahami
Lineage: Eukaryota; Metazoa; Chordata; Actinopteri; Cypriniformes; Cyprinidae
Product: transmembrane protein 184B-like
Exons: 10
Coding region: 363-1640 (425 amino acids)
Source: RefSeq, a predicted model, not a curated record
UCUUGUUGUAGCAGACUUCACAGCCGCUUUCCACUUUUUAUCCCCGUUAAACUAAUCCGCAAGAGAUUUUAUUCAACAGCAAGGGGAGAAUAAGGAACUGACUUUCAACAGCAGUCCACCUAAGAUUGUACAUAAAGUCCUUUAGCACAGUCGUGAAUACACUGUAAGCGGUUUAAAGACGUGGUGAAUUACUACAUGGGAACAAAUAUAAAAGGACGGAGCGCAGAUUUUCCAGCAGAUAUCAACGACGCUGGAAUAUAAACAUGGAUGACGGGCAGCAGCGAUGGCUUUGAAGAAUUAAGGCCGAAUUGCUUCUCGUUUGUUUUCCUUUGUGCACGGCAAAUGGUUUUAAAUCUACGUUUAUGUUAUUGCUUUUGAGACGUGACGUGCCAUUGUCUGUUCAUUUUGGGGAGGAAGUUGUCGGGAUGGCUCCUGGUUCGCUAGCCACAAUGGCCCCCACUGGGCCCAACAUCUCCUGGCUCCCAGAAGCUCCUCUGCUCACUCCAGAGCAGCCCAUUUUCCUCAUGACGACUACGGCCCAGGCAGUGUCAGGCUUCUUUGUGUGGACGGCACUUCUACUCACCUGCCACCAAAUCUACAUGCAUUUGCGUUACUACAGCUCUCCCAAAGAGCAGAGGCACAUAGUGCGCAUCCUUUUCAUCGUACCCAUCUACGCCUUUGACUCCUGGCUCAGCCUUCUCUUCUUUACCAAUGACCAGUACUAUGUGUACUUCGACACAGUCAGGGAUUGCUAUGAGGCAUUUGUGAUCUAUAACUUCUUGAGCCUGUGUUAUGAAUACCUUGGAGGAGAGAGCGCUAUCAUGGCUGAGAUCAGAGGAAAACCUAUUGAGUCCAGCUGUAUUUACGGAACAUGUUGUCUUUGGGGCAAGACCUACUCCAUUGGCUUCCUUCGAUUUUGCAAACAGGCCACUUUACAGUUCUGUGUAAUAAAACCCCUGAUGGCCAUGAUUACGGUCAUCCUGCAGGCCUUUGGGAAAUACCGUGAUGGGGAUUUCAAUGUCGCUAGUGGUUACCUGUACGUGACCAUCAUCUACAACAUCUCAGUCAGCCUGUCUCUCUACGCUCUUUUCCUGUUCUACUUCGCCACCCGAGACCUCCUCAGCCCCUACAGGCCAAUGCUCAAGUUCUUCAUGGUCAAAUCGGUCAUCUUCCUCUCCUUCUGGCAAGGCAUGCUGCUGGCCAUCUUGGAGAAAUGUGGUGCGAUUCCUCAGAUUAGCUCUCCUGAGGUUUCUGUGGGUGAGGGAACCGUUGCAGCUGGAUACCAGAACUUCAUCAUUUGCAUCGAGAUGUUCUUUGCCGCCUUUGCCCUGCGACAUGCGUUUACCUACAAGGUCUACAUGGACAAAAGACUGGAUUCCCUUGGCCCUGUUCCUACAUAUGGACAGUACGGUCGCUGUGCCCCCAUGAAGAGCAUCUCCAGCAGCUUGAAGGAGACCAUGAACCCUGGAGAUAUGGUUCAGGAUGCCAUCCACAAUUUCUCCCCAGCCUACCAACAGUACACCCAACAGUCCACCCUGGAGCAGGGGGUCACCGCGCCGCCCAUAUCCCGCAACCACAGCUGCAUGAGUGCCCGGGACAAUGAGAAAACCCUGCUGCUUAGCUCCGAUGAUGAGUUUUAACUCGCUCACCUGUCGUCCUGAGCAGAGGUACUUCGUAAGGGACCGUUUACUGCUACGGUAGUGUAAUGAUGAGGUUACGUUAACAUAGGAACAGGUUAUUAAAGGACUAUCUUAAGCAAGUAGUUACGUUCAAGUGCAGUAGAAUAUGAAAUUAAGCUGCUUAUACUUGCUUAGUUGUUGAAACAGUCUUUAAAGAAAGAUCUUGAUGUGCUUUUAUCUGAUAAUGUUGAAUCGUUUAAAUAAUACAUUCAUCUGUACUUUUAGCCAAAUUUUGAAAACCCAUAUGGUCUGACACUUCAGCAUUUGCAUUGAUGUAUUUUUUUAUGCUUGUUGUAGUUUUACAUAGGGGGUGUUAGGACAUCCCAGCAUAUUUAUAAAGAGCAGUGUAUUGGAGGACCCCCAUUCGGUGGGAAUGUUUCCGUUUUUGAUUUACAAGUUCAAGUGCACCUUUCCUUCUGUUUCAACAGUGUUUAUAGCUUCCUCAGUGAUUUAAAGUGCAGUGGUGAAUGAAAGAGCGCACUGACAGUAGAGGGAAUACCAGCUGUUCAAACACACCGUUGUUGUUAUGACGGAUGAAUCAAGGGACGGGGAGAGGUUGAUGGUCCACGAUAAGAUUACAGAUUAAGGUGGUCUGGAUUAUAAAGAUGGAACAUUACUUGCCUGUUGCAGAUUAGCACAGGCUUUCAGAAAAGUGUGACCAUCCUGGACCACUGCAG